AUGUAUGGGGCCAAGGUAACAAGAAUGCAUGAAAUAUUUUAUUAUACUUUCAGCAAUCCUUGAUAUAGGAAAGAGGAAGUUGAGGCAUGGAAAGCACAUGUCAGCAUUUGGGAGUUAAAUUGGGCAGUCCAUGAAGUGUUACACAUUUGGUGCCACUUUUUAGCCAUUUUUCUUGUCACUCGCUAGUAAUGGUUUUCCUUGGUAAACCUCCUUGUACCUACUCCUGUUUACUCCACAACUGAGAUAAGUGCAGCAUCUUAAAAGGGGGUGGCUGUCAACCCUUAACUGGGCUAGAGAAGCAAGAAAAAUAGUGGCAUGGCAAUAGUGGCAAAUAGUACCUAUCAUGAGAGAAAGGCAACAAUGUCAAGCUUUGAAUUAAGGAAGCCAGUUCCUACAAUGACUGAGAAGAGAAAGGGCAAUGAACUGCAGAUGGUGGCAGCCAAGAAACAGAAGACUGGCAUACUGGCCACAUCUGGUGCCAGUAAUGAAGUGGCCAGCUAUACGCAGGGGCCAGCGCGCACCUCCAGCCUGCUGGCGCCCAUCAUGCUGCUGACCGGGCACAGCGGCGACAUAUUUGCAACUAGGUUCCACCCGGAGGGCCAGUUCCUCGCCUCCACAGGCUUCGACCGACAAAUACUGCUGUGGAACACGUACGGAGAGUGUGAGAACUUCGCCUGCAUGGCGGGCCACACGGGGGCCGUGAUGGAGCUGUGCUUCUCCACCGACGGCGACCGGCUCUACACGGCCAGCACCGACAAAACGGUGGCGAUCUGGGAUGUGGUCAGCGGCCUGCGUGUCCGAAAACUGCGUGGUCACACGACGUUCGUGAACGCGGUGUCGGCGGCGCGGCGUGGGCCGACCCAGCUCUGCUCAGGCGGCGACGACUCGACCGUGCGGGUCUGGGACGGUCGCAAGAAGACGCCCAGCGCCACCCUCCAGACCACCUACCAGGUCACGGCCGUUUCCUUCAACGACACUGCCGAGCAAGUGUUCUCCAGCGGGCUCGACAACGAGGUCAAGGUGUGGGACCUGCGCAAGAACGCCGUGCUGUACCGGAUGAAAGGACACUCAGACACAGUGACGGGCAUGUCCGUGUCGCCGGACGGGUCGUACCUGCUCACCAACGCCAUGGACAACUCGCUGAGAAUCUGGGACGUGCGCCCGUUCGCGCCCAGUGAGCGCUGCCUCAAGAUUCUCACCGGCCACCAGCACAACUUCGAGAAGAACUUGUUACGGUGCGACUGGUCGCCAGAUGGCAGAAAGGUAACGGCCGGUAGCUCUGACCGCUACCUGUACAUCUGGGACACGACCAGCCGGCGAAUCCUGUACAAGCUGCCCGGUCACAACGGCAGCGUCAACGACUGCCGCUUCCACCCGACAGAGCCCAUCUUGGCGUCCUGCUCCAGCGACAAGCAGAUCUACCUGGGGGAGAUCGAGUAGCGCGGCCGGGCGGAUCACUGUCACCUCAUCUGCAUCAUCGUGUGCGCGCUGGCGGUGUCGUCUCAUUCCCAUCAUGUCGGCCGGCCAGGGUGGCCGGCGUCAACCGUACCAGCGGUGGCGCUGGU
Messenger RNA from Pollicipes pollicipes, 1565 nucleotides. Its product is annotated as U5 small nuclear ribonucleoprotein 40 kDa protein. The record is from RefSeq and is a predicted model, not a curated record. Gene Ontology annotation, molecular function: RNA binding; protein binding. The transcript has 9 exons. Lineage: Eukaryota; Metazoa; Arthropoda; Thecostraca; Pollicipedomorpha; Pollicipedidae. The coding region runs from base 316 to 1440 and encodes 374 amino acids. Gene Ontology annotation, cellular component: catalytic step 2 spliceosome.